AUGACAGAGUUACAAAGAAAAUUACAAGAUAUUUUUGCCAGGACACCUUUACUAAUCUCUUUUCCUACAAUUAUAUUAUCAAGUAAUUAUAUUAUACAGAAGACUAAUGAUCCUGAUAUAUGGUUCAAUUGGAGUUCAAUUUUUAUAAAUAUAUUUUUAUUACCCUUUUUUUUGAGCUCAUGUAUAUCAGUUAUAUUACAUCAGUUUAAUAUUUUACGUAAGACAGGAGACUCUACAGAUAGUCAUUCAAUUAUCAUUCCUGUAUUUAUAUUUACUGUUGUAUUAUUUCAAUCGAAUUGGUUGUUAAAACCAGUUUUUACUGGAUGUAUUGUAUUAGUCACUUUACGGCAAUUACAGAAUGAAAAAUGUCACAAUUAUAAAAAAAAUACUUUAUUGAAAGAUUUUAUUAAAUGCAUUUUACCUUUAAUCAUCAUACUAUUCAUUGUUAAUUAUUAUUAUUAUUAUAACUAUGAUGAUGAUUUAAAUGAUUCAAAGUAUAGGUUAGUUGUCUCGUCCAUUAAUAUUAUUUCAGUUAUUAGACUUAGAUAUAAUCAAAAUGUGAUCCAUGCGGUUAGAUCUAAAUUAAAUUUUUCAUUAAAAUUUAUUCAAAUCAUUGAAACUUUUAUAUUAUAUGUUAUUCCAGUAUUGUCUUUUCUUUUAUUACUAUUAGUCCAAAACAUGUUUGAUAAAAAUAUUAAUAUACAAUAUUUAAUGAUUGGAAUAUUUUUAGGUUGUACUGUGUUAAUGACUCUAUCAUUUAAUGAUAUCAUAUCAAACAAUAUUGAUGGGAAUACUGAUAGUGAUAUUAUUGAUACUUCUAAAAAUGGGAUGAAUUAUAAGUUGUUAUUGGAAAUUAAUAGGAAUGUUAUAUUAAUUAUUGGCAUUAUGUCAAUUUUUUUACAAUAUCUGUCAUUUGAUUCUCAUCAUUCACACUUUUCAUUUAGUAAAAAUAAUAGUACUAAUCAAAAAAAUACAAAUAAAAGCCUAUAUUUGAAUAUGUUGAAUAUCUUAUUUGUGAUUCUUUCCGAAUAUUUGUCUAGGUUUCAAUCUGGUCAAGUGACUAAUAGUUCAAAUGUAAAAGCAGAUUCAUAUAAUGUGGUUAAUGAGAAAGAUAUAAGGGUAUUAACUGGCAAUAACAGUAAUAAUGAUAGUAAUAAGGGGAAACCAUCAAUUUUAUUAACAAUCGUGACAAGUAAAGAUACAAGAUCAAUCUUUUCAUUUCUUUUAUUGAACGCAACUUUCAUGUUGGUUCAAUUAUUAUAUUCUUUCAGGUCAAGAUCAUUGGGUUUAUUAUCCGAUUCUUUGCAUAUGGCAUUGGAUUGUACUUCUCUAUUGCUUGGGUUGGUUGCACGUGUUCUUUCUACAACAUCGGUUUAUUACAAUCCAGAUAAAUUUCCAUUCAAUUUAAAUUAUUUAGAAAGUUUAGCAGGGUUUACUAAUGGUAUUUUAUUGAUUGGUAUAGUAUGUGGGAUAUUUGUACAAGCUUUUGAAAGAUUAAUGAAUCCAAUCCAUCUUCAUGGUACAAAUGAGUUAAUUGCUGUUUCCAUAUUAGGUUUGAUGGUCAAUUUGGUGGGUCUAUUUGUAUUUGAAACGGGACAUAGUACUAAUAAUGAUUCUCAUGGUAAUGGUCAUGGUCAUGGUCAUAGUCAUAGUCACACCCCUUUAAAUAACAACGAUGGUUAUAGUCAUAGUAAUUAUGAUGAGAACUUUGAAAUAAAUGAUACAUCUAGUGACAAUAAUAUGAGAGGUAUUUUUUUACAUAUCUUGGCAGAUACAUUAGGUUCAGUUGGUGUUGUCAUAUCUACGUUGUUGAUUAAAUUAACAGGAUGGCAUAUAUUUGAUCCAAUUGCAUCAGUUAUGAUUGCAACAUUGAUUCUUUUCAGUUCCAUCCCAUUACUAAAAUUAACUACUAAUACACUACUAUUGAAGUUAGAUACAAAAAAACAUAAUAUGGUGAGACAAGCUCUGAAUCAAAUCAUUCAAACACCGGGUAUUACAGGUUAUACCACACCAAGGUUUUGGCCAUACACACCUGAUAAAAUUAAUCAUGGACAUUCUCAUAGUCAUGAGCAUUCAUGUGUUGCAGACGAAAAGGGGGAUACAGAUGUACAUUCCCAUACACACUCUCAUUCCCAUAAAUAUAAUCAUAAACAUGAAAUGUACUCAAAUAAAAAUAAAAAGAUACCCAUACUGAUGGGUUAUAUUCAUAUUCAAUAUGUUGAUGGAGAAAACUCAACAAUUAUUAAGAAAAGAGUGGAGAAAAUUUGCGAAAACAUUGGAAUAAAAGCGUGGAUUCAAACUGAACCUGCAAGUGGAACUUGUUGGUGCAGACAGGCAUCCAUGGCGAAUCAACCGAUAUCACAACCAAUUAUUAAAUAA
Messenger RNA from Arxiozyma heterogenica, 2379 nucleotides. RefSeq names its product metal cation transporter MSC2 (gene MSC2). Gene Ontology annotation, biological process: zinc ion import into Golgi lumen; intracellular zinc ion homeostasis. The record is from RefSeq and is a predicted model, not a curated record. The coding region runs from base 1 to 2379 and encodes 792 amino acids. Gene Ontology annotation, molecular function: zinc ion transmembrane transporter activity. The transcript has a single exon. Gene Ontology annotation, cellular component: cytoplasmic vesicle; Golgi apparatus; membrane. Lineage: Eukaryota; Fungi; Ascomycota; Saccharomycetes; Saccharomycetales; Saccharomycetaceae.